Messenger RNA from Verticillium nonalfalfae, 3432 nucleotides. RefSeq lists its product as uncharacterized. Gene Ontology annotation, cellular component: NuA4 histone acetyltransferase complex. Bases 1 to 3432 code for a protein of 1143 amino acids. Gene Ontology annotation, molecular function: protein binding. Lineage: Eukaryota; Fungi; Ascomycota; Sordariomycetes; Glomerellales; Plectosphaerellaceae. The record is from RefSeq and is a predicted model, not a curated record. The transcript has 2 exons.
AUGAUCCCUUCCUCGUGUCUGCGACACAUGAUUAUUGAGCACCUCGAAGACACUUUGCUUCUCAUCGUGGCGCCCAUCCACCUCCUCUCCCAGCAGCGGCGCGGCGGACUCGCCGACUGGGGCAUGAAUACCGCACCAUACACCCCGCUCGAGUCGCUGCUCCUGUUCCAAGCCCUCCUUGUCCACGGCGUCGAGGCCGCCGCCUUUGCCCGCGUCUCGGAUCUCCUCAAGGCGAACGCUCUCAUCCGGCAUGACGCGUCCUACGACGCCGCACGCCUCAGCCCUGAUGCCCUGCGCCAGCUCUUCCUGCACCUAGUGCGGGAGGAGCUCAGGAGUGAGGCCGCCGCCGCCAAUGCGAACGCCAACCCGAACCUGAACUCCGACGCCAACCCUGCACUGUCGCCGAACUCGAGGAAGCGAAAGGCCCAGAGCCCUCCUCUGCCGUCGCUCAAGGAGGUCAUCGACAACUUUGGGAAGAUCCCCGUGCUGGUAGAGAAGCUCUACGCCAGGUAUCGGGAGCAGACGGUCAGGGCCAUCAGGGAGGAUGAGCGCAGAGCCGUCGCUUUGCAGCGGGAGAUUCAUGUUCUGGAGCAGGCCGAGCGUGAGGCAGAAAAGGCCCGGCUCGACGCGAAACGCCUGCCAGCAGCUGCGCAGGCCCAAAAUGCCACGCCCGUGCCGGCGCCGUCACCAACACCAACGCCGACGCCGACGCAGACACCAACGCCCGAUCUUCAACGCCCGCCUCAACCACCCAAGGGGCCCAGUCCCGUUCCCGCAACAACGCCUCAUACCGCGCCAUCACCAGGCCCCGUCGCGAUCCAGCCAGCAGUACCAACACCGUCGCCUGUCCCUGUCCAAGCGAAGCCAUCGCCCGGACCUCAACAACAACAACAACACCAGAUUCCUUCCCGCAAUGUGGCACCUCCGUCAGGACCCUCCCCGCCGCCGCCGCCGCCAACAGCCGUACCACAAGCGCAGACACCGUCCCUGGCACCCCAAGGCAAGGCUCAGCAGCCUUUCAAGCCAACAGGUCCCCCAAGUCAGGUCCUUCAACCGCCGAUGGGAGCCAGCCAGCCGAUGGGAGCCAGCCAGCCGCCGCCACGCAGCCUGCAAUCGACAACACCAGUGCCCUUGCCCGCCAUCUCCCCACGGCCAGAUGCCGCAAAGCCAAAGACGCCUGGACCAGCAGUGGCCGUGCCUGUGCCCAUUCCCCAGCCUGGGACCCCGAGCACGCUCAAAUGGGAGAAGCCAUACCAGCCCCCUGGACCGGCGGCGCCGCUCCAGGGACGCCCUACGCAACCACAGCCACCGGCAACCAAUGCGCCGUCUACACCUGGACAGGCGCAGCCGGCUGCUGCUUGGCAUCCACCACCCCAAGGACAGCAGCCUUCCAAUGCACCUCAGGCGCAAGCUCAGGCUCAGGCGCAAGCUCAGGCUCAGGCGCAUGUCCAAGCCCCAGCUCAGACUGUACAUCACGCCAAUGCCCAAGUACCACGACCACAGCAGCCGCCUUUACAGCAUCAGCAGCCGGUCCUUGUUCCCCCGCCAGCUGGGGGUCAACUCGUGCCACCUGCACAUCCGGCCAGCCGUGCUACCCCAAGUCUCCAACCUACUCAACCCACUGCGGCACCUCAGAGACCACCAUCUACGACCCCAGUACCCUCUCCGGCUAUUCCACAGGCACGCCCCGCCUCUGCUCAACCACUACAAACCCCUACGCAAGCUGCGACCGGCUACGUCCCACCUCAGAACCGGCCUAUCGCUGCAGCUCCAGCUCCAGCUGCUCCAACUCCAGCUACCCAGCAGCCGCCGCUGGUGCCACCACCAGGCUGGGUGGUCCAGCCUCCACCACAACAGACGCAGCAACAGACCGGCCAUACGCCGCAACUUGUGCAGCAGCAAUUUAGUCCUUCGCCUACCCCAUCGCACCCACAGACCCAGCCUGGUACCGCACAGAAGCGCGUUGGCUCACCUUACACCAACCAGCCUCCGAGGCCCGCCAUCCCAGCUCACUUGGCCGGCCAACUGCCUGCUUCACCAUCUCCGGCGCAGCGCACCCCUAGUAGUCUCGUUCCGCCCAAGACGCCGGUGGCCAGUUCCCCCUCCUUCAUCAUGACCGGGUCGGGCACACGAUGGACGGCAAAGUCAACCCCUUCGACACCACGACCACCUGCGCAGGGCCGACCGUCUGGAGAUGUCCCUAGUCCGGCCUUCGAGCCACUCAGUCCUGUUCUUGCGUCAGACAGUCUUCCAGCGCCCACGCCAUCUCAGGCACCACCCUCGCAGCAAGCGACACCCAAGGCGGAACCAAAGCUGAAACCAAAGCAAGAACCGUUGCCCAAAUCUGUCGAGUCGGUGCCGAAGGAGGCGAAAGAGACGAAGGAGGGCAAACCAAGACGUGGAAGGCCGUCUCGGAACGCGCAAAGGGAUGCCGCACAGGAGACGCCUUCACGCAUCGUCGCGCGAAGCCAGUCCGUGGCUUCUCAGGCCGAUGAGCUGUCCAUGGAUGAUCAUGAGCUGGCGCCUCGUGUUAAGAACGAAGAGGCUACGCCAAGACCACCAGAUGAGGCUGGUGACACGACGGCCGAUGAGAGUGGCCCAAGCCGACGACACGCCGUCACACCCAGCAGCGUGUCGUCCCGUCUAGCACACAAGCGGAAACGUCAGGAAUCCCCUGUAGAACUACCGCCACAACCCGCGAGCACGCCAACACACGUGCUCUGGACCCGUCAGUUUGGCAAGAUCAGUAACCCUGCCCUGGAUCAGAUCAGCAGCCACCGUUGUGCCAACCAGUUUGCUCAUGCGAUUCGCGAGCGAGACGCGCCAGGCUACAAGGGCCUCAUUCUGCAACCGCAGGACAUAAAAUCGAUCCGGGCUGCCAUGACCCACGGCAACAGGGCCGCAGUGGAAGCGGCCAAGAAGCUCCCGGACGGCGAUCCCGGCACGCCGACGUUAUGGCUCCCAAUCAGCAGCGAUCUGUUGCCGCCCAAGUCCAUCAUCAACAGCGAGCAGCUGGAGCGCGAGCUGGUCCACAUGUUCUCCAACGCCAUCAUGUACAACCUGGAUCCGUACCGCGGCCCAGGUAAUUCGUUCAUGAAGCGCGAGGCCUCGGUGGACGGCGAAGGCGACGCUGAGCCCUCAACCUACCGUGUCGACGAAGACGCGGUCGUCCGCGACUCGCGCAUCAUGUUCGUCGAGGUGGAGCGGCUCCUGGGCGAUCUCAGGGCGGCCGAGAGGGAUCGCAGCGGGCUGCCACCUUCGGGUAGCGGCAGCGCGCGGCCCACGAGCGUGGCCGCGACGCCUAGGGGCGAGAGCACGCCGGCGGCGCAGACGGCUGAUGAUGACAUGGACGAAUUGGCGGGCGACGAGAACACGGGCUCGACGUACAAGAGAAGGCGGAUCGGCACGCGCGACGCCGGGUCUCGUGCUUAG